AUGCAAAUAGAACCUUACAUUAAUACAGUGUUGAAAAUACAAGAUAAUAGUACUCUAACUGAUGCAAAACUUAAUCGAAGAAAGCAUUAGAAUAUAGUAUAUGAAAAUGAUGGACUCACUGCAAAAUACUCACCAAACCCAGAAACACAUGAAUAUGUAUGCUUUUAAACAGAAAAAGCUAUCACUUCCUCAUUUUAUUACUUUGAAGUUAAAAUCCUAAAAAAAGAAAAUGCUAAAAAGUAAUCAUAAUUAAUAAAUUUAGUAUUAUAUCUAUUGGCUUAGCUUUUGAUAAUUAUCAAACAAACAAACCUUUAGGUAUUAUUGGUGGAAGUAUAGGAUACUAUUCUGAUGGAAAAGUAAUUCUUAAAAAACAAGAAAUUGAUUUGAAAUUGAAUCAAUACAAAUAAGAUGAUAUUAUUGGAUGUGGAAUUCAUAAAUCAGAAGUCUUCUUUACACAUAAUGGAAUUCGUAGUUUACAAACAGUUAAAAUUGAUUUUAAAGAACCAUUAUAUCCAACAGUAGUGUGUGGAGAUGUUGUAGCUUUACGUUUCAACUUAGGAGCUAGUCCAAUGAUAUUUGAUUAUUAGAAAAUGUUAUAGAAGGAGAAGAAUGAAAUCAUUUAAGAGAUUGAUAAAUAAGAUGUUUCUCCUUAUAGUCUACAUCUAAUUAUUUAAGAGUAUUUAUGGAGUUAAGGAUACUUAAAUUCUUUGAAAUAAUUUGAAAGAGAAAGUUCUCUUCAAGAAAAUGAAAAUAUGAGAUUAGAAAAAAAACCAGAAGAAAUGAAUUAUGAAGAAGAAUAAUAAUGUGAUGGUGAUUUAAAACGCAAACAAAGUCUAUAAAUGACACCUAUGUCUGCAUUACAAAGAAAAUUAAGUGGAUUAUAAAGUCCUAACUUUUAAUAAAUAUCAUCAAUCGAAAGAAAAGUCAGUGGCUUUUAUUUAGAUGAAUAGGAAAAUAAUAAUGAACUUAAUUAAAUAGCUGAAUAAGCAUUCUUAAAAGAUCAAUUAGUUAAUUAAGAAAGAAUAAGUAUAUUUGUUAUUUAUAUCAGAAAUUCAAAAACUUAUUCGAGAAGGUAAAAUUGGUGAAGUUAUUGAUAUUCUACUUGAUAUGAUGCCAGGAUUUUUAUAAAAAGAGGGAAUCCAAUAAACCUUAUAUGCCUAAUACUUUAUUGAAUUAUGUAGUCUAUAAAUCAUAUUAUUAGUGAAAAAGGACAAAGUCUAAGAGGCUAUAGUAUUGGGAUAAAUUCAUUUGAGCCAGAAUUUAUAGUAUCAAGUAGAAUGCGUUGACGAAAAGUUGAACCCUAUCAAAAUUAAAAUAGAAAGUAUUUUGGGUUUGAUAUGUUACGAUGAUAUUGGAGUUAGUGCUUUGAAAGGACUCAUCAGUUAGUAGUAAAGAGAAAGGGUUUGUGAUUAUAUCAAUAGAAGUUUGUUAAGUAAUUAUGGAAUCAAAUUAUUUAAGUUGAGUUGGGAUAUGAGGAUGAAUCAGCAUUAGAAAUCUGUCUUAAAUAGUUAAUUUAGGUUUGCGGUCAAAAUUAAUAAAGAGGAUUGCUAGGAGGACAUUCAGUCUAAUUUUUAUGA
Paramecium pentaurelia is the source of this 1577-nucleotide messenger RNA. The record is from the annotation of a GenBank genome assembly. NCBI's taxonomy places the organism in Eukaryota, Ciliophora, Oligohymenophorea, Peniculida, Parameciidae.